Molecule: messenger RNA, 2218 nt
Organism: Dalotia coriaria
Lineage: Eukaryota; Metazoa; Arthropoda; Insecta; Coleoptera; Staphylinidae
Exons: 9
Coding region: 202-2106 (634 amino acids)
Molecular function (GO): oxidoreductase activity; copper ion binding
Source: RefSeq, a predicted model, not a curated record
UUAAAUAAGCUGAACAUUUCUGAAAUAUUUUGUACCUUUUGCUGAACGAUUGCUGUCAAUUCAUAAUGAUAAAUUCUAUUUAAAUUUGUAUAUAAACACAAGUUGUAAUUUACUUUAAUUAUUAUUACAGUAAUUGGCGUUAACUCAAGAAGAAGAACAAACGUUUAAUUAAACAGCAAAACCCAAAAACUCAAAAAUAAAAUGAUUUUGAGUGAGUUUAUCAUCAUAUCAACAUUAAUUGUUGGUACCUAUGCACAAAAUACUCGGCCGAUACAUCCAUGUAAAAGAGAAUGCGAUGGUACUUCAAUGACAUGUAAAUACCAUUUCCAAGUUGAAACUUACUACAUCCUGGACGCUAUGGCAUGUUAUAGCUGUCCUGACGUCGUGAAAGACUGUUAUCGACGAGAUUGCAUCGUCGCUGGCGGAAUUAAACGGAAUAUUAUUACAGUAAACCGUCAAUUUCCAGGUCCCCCUAUAGAGGUGUGUUUAAACGAUACAAUAGAAGUCCUCUUGGAAAAUAUCAUGAUGAAUGAUGAAUCCACAACGAUUCAUUGGCAUGGUCAAACUGUAAAAGAAAAUCCUUACAUGGAUGGCGUACCCUUUGUGACGCAAUGUCCUGUGUUAUCCAAUAAUAAUUUUACCUAUCGUCUGCAAGCUGCUGUGGCAGGAACACAUUUUUGGCAUUCGCAUGAAAAAAUGCAAAGAGGUGAUGGUAUGUUUGGUAUGUUAAUUGUAAACGUACCAAAAGCUAAAGACCCUCAUGCUAGUUUAUAUGAUGAGGAUUUAACACAACAUCAAGUUUCGAUUACUGAUUGGACUAGGAAGACUCGAAUUGAAUCUUAUGGUGAUUUUGUGCAUGGUGGCAACCUCCCGGCACCAGAUGGCAUUCUUAUUAAUGGACUUGGAUACAUGGAUUUUGUUAAUGUAGAUGAUAGGCUACCCAUUGCAGAGUUUACUGUUGAGAAAGGUAAACGUUACAGAUUCAGAUUUGUUAAUGCUGAAUUCUUUGAUUGUCCAUUCACUGUAAGUUUUGACAACCACAAACUUACUGUUAUCAGUAGUGAUGGGCAUGAUGUUCAACCACAAGCGGUGGAUUACUUCAAUAUAUUCGCUGGUGAACGUUACGAUGUAAUCCUGGAAGCAAAUCAAACCGAGGAUGCUUAUUGGAUGCGUGUCAAAGGUUUAGAAAUGUGUGACGUUGAAGGUUUAUUCCAAGUUGCCAUCUUGAAAUAUGCAAAUUCACCUAAUGAUCGACCAACCACGGCAAUUCCAAAUUAUGAAAAUGCUGCACCAAACACAGGCUUACUUUUAAAUCCUCUCCUUGGAGAUGAACCUGGAACACUUCUUGUUAAUCAAUUGAAAGCUUAUGAACCAAUGGAAGACGAGUUAAAAACCCGAAAUGUUGUUCGGAGAUACAUCAAGUUAUCCUUUAAUCCGGUGGAGAAUCCAACUUCUUACAGGUAUCCCUAUUAUGGAUUUUAUAAUGUUUCUGAAUCUUUGAGAAUAGUUACUCCGGAAAUGAACGAUAUCGGAUACAAAGACUCUCGGUUUCCGUUAUUGUCAGAAAGGUAUUCGUUCUCUAAGAAAGAUUUUUGUAAUAAUGAAACUGCGUCUGCGAAUAAGAAUUGUACCAAAGAGUAUUGCCAUUGCACACAUGUUGUUGAAUUGCCGAUAAAUAAAGUGGUGGAACUUGUGAUUUAUGACAAUGGUGUUCGUCAAGCUCAUCAUCCUAUGCAUCUGCAUGGUUUUGGUUUUCGUGUCGUGGCAUGGAAACGCCUUGGAAAUUUAACUUCGCGAGCAGAUAUUGAAAGCUUAGAUAAACGCGGUUUGAUCACCAGAAAUUUAAAGGAUCCUAUCAAGAAGGACACUAUUCCUGUUCCACGUGGAGGCUAUGCUAUUGUUAGAUUUAAGACUGAUAAUCCAGGUUUUUGGAUUUUCCAUUGUCACGUUGAUAUCCACGCCGAUGAUGGUAUGCGAAUGGUUUUCAAAGUUGGCUCCAAUCAAGACAUGAAACCUGUGCCACAAGAUUUUCCAAAAUGUCGCAGUUAUGAGAACGCAAAAGUUCAAUCAAGAAUUGCUCGUAGAAAGGGACAUGAAUUGUUGUAAAAAACAAAUUAUAAAAUGUUUAAUUGCAAAGAUUGUUUAUAUUAAACAUUUAGAAUUAAUAAUUUAGGAUUUAUUUGUUGGCAAAUAUAUUACUUUAUCAAAGAAUAUCAAA